CAAAAAAGCCACUUUCACACUUACCAUUUGCCACCUGUGCGUACUCUAGCACUUACUUUCUUUGUUGCUUCCAUUUUUUUACUACUUUUUUUUUACUGCUCAUGAAUCCAUCAGACUUGACAGCACAAAAGAAAGCCAUUCCUUUGUUACCGAAAGACCGUAAUAUGGAAGGAGGGGAUUCCCCUGCGGGCACUCCGCGCACGUAUCCCUCGAAACGAAGAAAAGUCGAUCCAAACGAACUCAACGGCAAAGGUCACCAUUUGGCCGAACAGGAAGUCGACAGUGACGAUGACAUGACCGACAUUCCUACCAGUGACAUCUCACCUUCGGAUCCCUCGAAAUGGCAAACCACUAUCAAUAACGUCGUGAAAGCCAUUGUCUCGAUCCGAUUCAGUCAAGUGGCCGCAUUUGACACCGAGGGAGCUGAAACUUCCCAAGCUUCUGGAUUUAUCGUUGAUGCUGUCAAUGGCAUUAUUCUCACGAAUCGACACGUUGCUUGUGCGGGUCCCUUUGUCGGCGAAGCCGUCUGUCACGAUCACGAGGAAAUUGACGUCUAUCCAAUUUAUCGCGAUCCCGUGCACGAUUUUGGUUUUUUAAAGUUUGAUCCCAAGAAGAUUAAAUACAUGCCGGUUACACAGGUCGAGCUUCGACCGGAGCUAGCCAAAGUCGGAUUAGAUAUUCGUGUCGUCGGUAACGAUGCCGGUGAAAAAUUGAGUAUUUUGGCAGGUUCUAUAUCUCGUCUGGAUCGAAAUACGCCCGAGUACGGCGAUCUCACUUACAACGAUUUCAACACAUUCUACCUACAAGCCGCCUCCAGUACCAGUGGCGGUAGUUCCGGUUCGCCUGUCAUUGAUAUCAAUGGCAACGCGGUCGCUUUGCAAGCGGGCGGUCACAUUAAAGCCGCCACCGAUUUCUUUUUACCAUUGGAUCGUAUUAAACGCGCAUUACAAUAUGUUCAGCGAGGUGAAACCGUGCCUCGUGGUGAUAUCCAAACCCACUUUACGUAUCGACCUUUCGAUGAAACACGACGACUAGGCCUUCGACCAGAAUCCGAAGACAAACUGCGCAAAGCUUUCCCGGAUGAAAUUGGGUUACUUGUAGUAGAAGGCGUGUUACCUGAAGGACCGGCUUACGGCAAAUUGGAAGAAGGUGAUAUUCUCUUGACCAUGAAUGGACAGUAUAUCACCAAGUUUGUUCCCUUUGAAGAAAUGUUGGAUUCCAGCGUGGGGCAAAAUAUCACCAUUACCAUUGAACGAGGAGGUAAACCCAUGGAAUUUACCAUCAACGUAGGCGAUCUCCAUGCCAUUACUCCUAAUCGUUAUGUUGAAAUUGGCGGUGCGGUGUUAAACGAGGUUUCGUACCAGUUGGCCAAUGCUUACUGUGUGCCCUGUCGAGGUGUUUACGUUGCAGAGCCUUCCGGAAUGUUUCGAUUGGACGGUCCCGAUAAUGGUUGGGUGAUCCGAUCCGUGGAUGACAAACCUACGCCGGAUCUGGACACAUUUAUUGAAGUCAUGAAAGGCAUUCCUGAUCGUGAACGCGUCCCUGUAAUCUAUUAUUCCAUUACCGACACACAUACCAGUCUUGUGGCCGUGGUUCACGUGCAACGCCAUUGGACGCCUUUCCGCAUGGCGGUGCGCAAUGACAGCACCGGUUUGUGGGACUUUACCGAUUUCGGUGAUCCGCUUCCACCGCGCUCCAUUGUUUCUUCUACCAAACGAUUCAUCGAGUUGGACCGUAGUCUGGGCCCGGCCGCUCACCUCAUCCGAUGUCUGGUCAAGGUCAACUAUUUCAUGCCCUGUCGCAUCGACGGUUUCCCACGCAGCCGAAGGCAAGGCGCUGGUGUCAUUCUCGACAAGGAACGAGGCCUGGUAGUCGUCAGUCGCAGCAUUGUGCCUACCACCAUGGGUGAUCUUACAUUAACCGUGGCGGAUUCAUUGACCAUUCCCGCCAAAGUGAUUUAUUUGCAUCCUACCCACAAUUUCGCUAUUGCGCAGUACGAUCCCAAGAUGUUGGGUGAUACCAACGUCAUGAGUGCGCCCAUUAGUGAUCAACCUCUAUUACAAGGCCACAAAGUGACUCUCGUUGCCAACAAUCAAAACCAACGUCCUGUUUGCGUCAACACGGUCGUCACGGAUAUCACAUGUGUCACCAUUCCUCACAACGGAGUUCCUCGCUUCCGAAGUAUCAAUUUGGAUGCCAUUACGCUCGACACUCCCAUGGCUUUGCAUUGCUCCUCGGGUCUGCUAGCGGAUGCCAAUGGUCUCGUGCAGGGCUUAUGGCUCAACUUUCUCGGAGAACAAAACCCCAAUAAUGGUCAUGACAAUGAGUACCAUAUGGGUAUUCAUAUUCAGCCAGUGUUGCCCAUAUUGGAGAAAUUACAGCGAGGCGAAUCCCCUACACUGCAGAGUCUGAAUAUCGAGCUGAUGCCUGUGCAAAUGGCGCAAGCCACGACCAUGGGACUUUCCGAUGAGUGGAUCAGCCGAGUCGAAGAAGCCAAUCCGGCCAAACAUCAACUGUUUAUGAUUCUGCGUACCGAAGUCGGCAGCGACAGCGCCAAGCAAUUGAAAGAACACGAUGUUAUUCUUGCGAUCAACGACAAAGUCAUCACACGGAUGUCCGAAAUGAGCGUGGUGGAAAAUGCAGAGGAAGUCAAAAUGACCAUUUUGCGACAAAAGAAAGAAAUGACUGUUCACGUGAAGACAAGUACCGUUUCCGGGGAUGGCACCAGCCGGGUGGUCUUUUGGGCUGGCGCUGUACUUCAAGAACCGCACAAGGCCGUCUUACAACAAAGCAAAAACCUUCCUUCUCGAAUCUACGUUUCCGGCCGAGCGCGGGGUUCGCCUGCGUACAUGUACGGACUGGAACCUACCAUGUGGAUCACGCACAUCAACGCUGUCAAGGUGGUUACACUAGACGAUCUCAUUGCUGCAGUCAAGGAUAUCAAAGACAACACCUAUGUCCGUGUACGAUGCAUGAGCUUCGAUAAUGUUCCUAUCAUGCUCUCUAUAAAGACGGUAGAUCACUAUUUCAAAUUGGCAGAAAUGGUGAAGGAUCCAUCCGCCGAUUGUGGUUGGUCAGCAAAGGAGCACUCUCAAUCUUCUUCAUCCUCUUAGACUCGGGAUCGUAACACAUGGCUAGCGUGUUUUUUUCUUUGUUGCUGUUUGGUUGGCGUUUAAUUUAUGCAUAAAAAUAAUAAAUACAGUAAUC
Messenger RNA from Radiomyces spectabilis, 3207 nucleotides. RefSeq names its product trypsin-like cysteine/serine peptidase domain-containing protein. The record is from RefSeq and is a predicted model, not a curated record. Gene Ontology annotation, molecular function: protein binding; serine-type endopeptidase activity. The transcript has 11 exons. The coding region runs from base 102 to 3113 and encodes 1003 amino acids. Gene Ontology annotation, biological process: proteolysis. NCBI's taxonomy places the organism in Eukaryota, Fungi, Mucoromycota, Mucoromycetes, Mucorales, Radiomycetaceae.